UCUCUCCGGCGCCCCGCCGUGGCCGACUUCUCCGGGUUCUAGUUCCCGGCGGCCCUCGCGGCCGGUUCCGGACGUCGGGACUGUUCGUGAUGGCGGGGGCUGGCUCUGCCGCCGUGUCCGGGGCAGGGACGCCGGUGGCGGGGUCCACAGGCCGCGACCUCUUCGCAGAGGGGCUGCUUGAGUUUCUGCGGCCGGCGGUGCAGCAGCUCGACUCCCACGUCCACGCCGUCAGAGAGAGCCAGGUGGAGCUUCGAGAACAGAUUGACAACCUCGCUGCAGAACUGUGCCGAAUCAAUGAGGAUCAGAAGGUGGCCCUGGAUCUGGAUCCCUAUGUUAAGAAGCUGCUUAAUGCCAGGCGUCGAGUUGUCUUGGUCAACAACAUCCUACAGAAUGCCCAGGAGCGGCUCCGGCGGCUAAACCAUAGUGUUGCCAAGGAAACAGCCCGAAGGAGGGCAAUGCUGGAUUCAGGAGUUUACCCCCCUGGUUCCCCAAGCAAGUAACAGGACAGAAGAUGGGCAUGUGACCUGAGAGGCACAAGUAGCAUCCCCAGCUGCCUUGUCUCCAGGCGGGAGAUCCCGGAAGCAAUCCCUAUAGACCUUCCCCACCAAAAAGGCACCCCUGUGGUUUGCCUGAAGAAGGCCAUUAAGAAACCUACGUUAAGCAACACUUGGGCUCCCAGAGGACUUACGCUCUAACUCUUUGCUUCCAAGAAUCAGCUGAGGCCUCUACAUCUUUCCAGUUAUACAGCCAAAGCUCACCUUUUUCAGGCCUAGUUAACCAGUGGAGCAUCCUUAGAGCUGGGCAGCACUGUGGCGUCCAACGUCAUUCCUUUGUUUACACUGAGAGUUUGGAGGACAGCCUGUUUGCCCUCCUCCUGACCGCAUUGGCUUGAAUACAGUGGCAGUAAAACUAGAACCAUUUAAUUCAAUAAAUGCUUAAACAGUA
Messenger RNA from Heterocephalus glaber (naked mole-rat), 945 nucleotides. It is a transcript of the gene Snapin, whose product is annotated as SNAP associated protein. Gene Ontology annotation, molecular function: SNARE binding. Lineage: Eukaryota; Metazoa; Chordata; Mammalia; Rodentia; Bathyergidae. The record is from RefSeq and is a predicted model, not a curated record. Gene Ontology annotation, biological process: regulation of synaptic vesicle exocytosis; lysosome localization; intracellular protein transport. Gene Ontology annotation, cellular component: synaptic vesicle; BLOC-1 complex; BORC complex.